Messenger RNA from Staurois parvus, 1614 nucleotides. The record is from the annotation of a GenBank genome assembly. NCBI's taxonomy places the organism in Eukaryota, Metazoa, Chordata, Amphibia, Anura, Ranidae.
UCAUGUCCUGAGUGCGGGAAAUGUUUUUCGCAGAAGUCCAAUCUUUACAAACAUCAGAGAUCUCACACAGGGGAGAAGCCUUAUUCCUGUCCUGAGUGCGGGAAAUGUUUUUCAGACAAGAAAUCCAAUCUUUACGCACAUCAGAGAUCUCACACAGGGGAGAAGCCGUAUUCCUGUCCUGAGUGUGGGAAAUGUUUUUCAGCAAAAUCCAAUCUUUACACACAUCACAGAUUGCACACGGGGGAGAAACCAUUUUCCUGUCCUGAGUGCGGGAAAUGUUUUUCAAGGAAGUCAAUUCUUUACAGACAUCAGAGAUCUCACACGGGGGAGAAGCUGUUUUCUUGUUCUGAGUGCGGGAAAUGUUUUUCAGUGAAGUCUGAUCUUUACACACAUCAGAGAUCUCACACGGGGGAGAAGCCACUUUCCUGUCUUGAGUGCGGGAAGGGUUUCCAUUAUAAAUCCCAUCUUAAUUUGCAUAUAAAAUCUCACACAGGGGAGAAGCCACAUUCCUGUCCUGAGUGUGGGAAAUGUUUUUCAGCUAGGUCCAGUCUGUACAAACAUCUGAGAUCUCACACAGGAGAGAAGCCAUAUUUCUGUUCUGAAUGUGGGAAAUGUUUUUCAGAUAAGUCUAACCUUUAUCAUCAUAAGAGAUUGCACAUGGGGAAGAAGCUGUAUUCCUGUUCUCAGUGUGGGAAAUGUUUUAUAGAAAAAUCAAAACUUGUUGGACAUCAGAAGUCUCAUGCGGUUGAAAAGCCAUAUUCCUGUCCUGAGUGCGGGAAAUCUUUUUCAAGGAAGGCUAAUCUUUACACACAUCAGAGAUCUCACACAGGUGAAAAGCCGUUUUUCUGUCCUGAGUGCGGGAAAAGUUUUUCACAUAAAUCCAAUCUGUACGCACAUCACAGAUUACACACGGGGGAAAAGCCAUAUUGCUGCCCUGAAUGCGGGAAAAGUUUUUCACAAAAAUCUAGUCUGUACAAACAUCAGAGAUCUCACACAGGGGAGAAGCCAUAUUCCUGUUCUAAGUGUGGGAAAUGUUUUGUAGAAAAAUCAAAACUUGUCGGACAUCAGAAGUCUCAUGCGGUUGAAAAGCCAUAUUCCUGUCCUCUGUGUGGGAAAAUUUUUUCAAGGAAGGCUAAUCUUUACACACAUCAGAGAUCUCAUACAGGUGAAAAGCCACACUCCUGUUCUGAGUGCGGGAAAAGUUUUUCACAUAAAUUUAAUCUUUACACACAUCAGAGAUUGCACACGGGGGAGAAGCCUUAUUCCUGCCUUGAGUGCGGGAAAUGUUUUUCAAGGAAGUCCCAACUUUACAUACAUCAGAGAUCUCACACUGGUGAAAAGCCGUAUUCCUGUACUUUGUGCGGGAAAUGUUUUACACAGAAGUCUAAUCUUUACAUACAUCAGAGAACUCAUACUGGGGAGAAACCGUAUGCCUGUCCUGAGUGUGGGAAAUGUUUUUCAGACAGGUCCAGUCUUUGUAAACAAAAAGAUCUCACACGGGGGAGAAGCCACUUUCCUAUCCUGAGUGCGGGAAAAUGUUUUUCAGUGAAGUCCAGUCUGCACAAACAUCAGAAAUCUCACACAGGGGAGAAGCCAUAUUCCUGUCCUGAGUGA